Messenger RNA from Bacillus rossius redtenbacheri, 3159 nucleotides. Its product is annotated as tRNA (32-2'-O)-methyltransferase regulator THADA-like. Gene Ontology annotation, biological process: tRNA methylation. The coding region runs from base 436 to 3159 and encodes 907 amino acids. The transcript has 13 exons. Lineage: Eukaryota; Metazoa; Arthropoda; Insecta; Phasmatodea; Bacillidae. The record is from RefSeq and is a predicted model, not a curated record. Gene Ontology annotation, cellular component: cytosol.
AAUAGCGACAUGAACAACAAAAAUAAAUCAUGAAUGUCAGCAAGAAGUUUAUUGCAUCUUUAAAGUACUAUGCGAGCCUUUAAAUUUUGAAAAAUCAUACCACAUUGAAUUUUCCCGGGCUCAGCGUCAUCAGCCAUUUCGUUUAAACUUUUCUCCACGAUGCUCAACGUGACGUCAUCUAGAACGUAGAAAGUAAAUACUAGUGAAAAACACAGCGUGCCAUAAGAAACCAAAAAACAGUGUUGUGUACAUGUGGAAAAUAAUGCCGGCUACGGCCUAAUGUCGUCAAUGUAAUUCCACCCGAAGAAGUUUAAAAACUUACCCUGCAAAACAGGUCGUUGGCGAAUUUCUUGUUUUCGUCGAUUUUCGCUCAUUGUGGAUGAGAAUCCCGUAUGUCAUUUACAAACGUCCAUCUGCGUUACAACAAAGUGAAAGAUGACAACAAUGACGCUUCGCAUUUCUGGUAAAAACCCUCGAAACAAUUCAAAAUUACAUGGGGACCACAAGAAAAUACAUAUUACAGUUAAUGCGCGUUUUUUAAACGAAGCAAGAACUUUGGAGACCAACUGUUAUUGCGUGUCUGAUGAAGUUGAGAAAUUGAGUAAAGUUGAAACUGUUGAAGAACAACUUAAAAUUUUGAAACUUAUGGCUAAGAAUUGUUCCAUGAGUGAUUGUGAUAGUGAAAACAAGCUACUUCAUUUUUGCGUAAAACUGCUCACAGAUUUUUAUUUGACAGCUACUCCAAAAAAUCCUUUGAAAAAUGCAAUUCCGAGGUUGCUUUCAACGUUUCCUCAGGCUGCUCACGACGAUAUUACUGCGUACUUGUCUUAUGAACUAACAAAACUUAUGGAGUCAACACUGCAGAAUUCAUCUCCUCUAAAGGAAAUGAAUGCAGUUGUCAACACAAUCAGCUGCUGUUUUGUCAACAACUUUACAUUGGGAAUAAAAUCUGUUGGUCAUGCCAUUGUAGAUGUCAUUGCAUACAUAAAGUCUUGUCUGUCGAGAUACAUCAAAGAAUUGAAACAGAACAUUCCCAUAGCAGCCAAGCAGGAGGUGUGCCAGUUCUCGCACGCGACCAUGCAGACGCUGGUGUCGGUUUUGCAAAAGUGCCAGCCGUCCAUCAAGUCUCGGAUGUCUGCGCGCGACGACCCUGGUCAAGAGCCCGCGCCUGCCAAUGGGAUCGUCGAGAACGGCGUGGGGGAAGACGUGGCGGCGAUGUUGGCGGAGCUGCGGAAAUCGGCAGAAGAACUGUUGAACCUUGAUGACUGCCCCAUGGAUAUGAAAGCCAAUUGUGGUCUGGUUGUCGUAUUGCUGUCUAUGUAUCUGGAAGGUGAUGAGGGCUGGCAGAAGCUGCUGUCGCGAGGGGCGGCCCCCAGCGACGGCGUCCAGCUCUGCCUGUGCGUGGGCGUGCUGAACGCCCUGAGUCCGCGGCAGCUCCUGUCCGCGGUCCCGCCGUCCGGUCGCCCGGUCCUGUGGAGCGUGUUCGACCAGCUCGUCGGCGUCAGCUGCAGGGCGUCGGCUUCGUCGAGCAUGGCGCUGGCGGCGAGCCGGGCGAUGCUUCUGCUGUCGCGGGACGUGCUCGCGUGCGUGCAGGGUGGGGGCGGGGCCCCCGUCCUGCCCCUGGAGCGCCUGCGGGAGGCGCUCGUGUUCGUGUGGACCCACCUGGAGCACUACAUGGACUCCGUGCGGCACUCGGCCCACGUGACGCUGCUCAACUACGUCAGGGCCGCCGCUGCCCUCGCCAACCCGGGAGGAGACGAUGGAAAAGCAAUGAAUGCAAUAAUGGAAUCGGUGAUGAACAUCCCAGCGUUCAAGAAGUGUCGCUAUGUUGGGUUGUCUACUCUAGCCAGAGAGAUUGGUUGCCAGCCUAUAUUGGAAAGAGUCCCUAGCCUUGUUGAAGACUUUAUCUCCUCAUUAGAUGAUACAGCUGUUUCAGCCAGUGUGUCGGGGGCGUUCGAGACGCUGAUGCUGCGGCACGAGGGGGAGUGCGCGGACCCGGAUGCCUGGGUCAGCACCUGGCUGCUGCCCGCUCUGCGCCGCAUGGCGGCCCCAGCCCUCGACGGCGUCCUGUCCAAGGCGGUGGGGCGCCGCCCCGCUGUGGUGCUGCGGCUGCUGGGCGCCGACCCGGGCCGGCUGCGGGCGGUGCUGACCUGCCUCAGGGCGGGGCGCCGGCGGGGGGCCCUGUCCGCGGACGACGGGUGGAAGGGCCUGCUGCCGUGCUCCCUCCUCGAAGGGGCCCUGUGGCACAGGGACGAACAGAUACGAGUGUGUGCCCUCUCGCUGCUGGUGGAGAGCCACCGCAGCACGGAAGCCCUCUCCGGGUCAGACCUGCAGCUGGUGCGCACGUUCCUGGAGUACAACAUCAACACGCAGUCCCCGGCCACGAGACAGCAGGCCCUGGCGCUCGUCAAGAAGCUGCUGAUCCGGGUGAAGGACAGCUCCGCGGUGCUGGCCCGAGCCACUGAGCAGGCGGGGAAGGGCGACCCCCCGGCUGCUGCAUCGGCCGAGCCCUGCCCCACCGCCCAGCUCAGGACCUACAACACGUUCCUCCUGUGGCUGGUCGACUUCUGCCUGGCCAGCCUCUUCCCCGGAGCCAACUUUGGGCACAGGGGCUCGGCGCUCCAGAUACUGGUGUACAUCCAGGAGCUGGUGGGCUUCGAGCCGUCGGACCCGGUGUGGCGGCACAGCCCCCCGGACAUGUGGACGAGCAGCAACGCAGACACCUUGCUGGAGUGCCUGAAGGACACAUACGAGAACAACAAGAGCCUGGCGCUCAGCCUGCUGGUCCGGUUCCCCGCCGAGGCUCUGGGCCUGAACGACGAGGACUAUGCCGGCCUGCUGCUGGACGCCGGCUGCCAGAUGGCGUCCAGCAACCGCCCGCCCGACUGCGUGACGGCGGCGUACCUGCUGAAGCUGCUCUCGAGCUUCCCCGUCCCGGUCGCCACGCUGGCCGCUCGGGUAGGGGAGGCCCCCCGCGGCGGCGCCCUGUUCUACGUCGUCUGCCGGCUGGAGGCCCAGCUGAGCGGCGAGCUGGAGGUCGCCAGGAGGAGCAUCUCCCUGGCCGCCGCCAAGGGCCCCAUGUACGGGACCCUCUGCUGCGUCAGAUACCUCCUGAAGGACACCGACCUCAGGCGAGUCACGCCUCAUACCUCUACCUAG